AUGUAUUCCUAUAUGCAGAGAAAUAUUAAUAAAAUAAAUAAUGUCAAGAAUAUUUUACUAAAAAAGGAAUGGAGGAUAAAUUCUCAUAUGGUUAAUGACACCAUCGAAAGGAAUGAAAUGUGUUUAUGUAAUAAUGAUAAUUCAUUUAUUCUUUUUAAACAAUCUUUUAUAAAUAUAUUUAAUAAAAAACAAAUUAUUUAUGAAAUGCGACGUGAUAGAGGAGGUACUGUAAGAAGAAAGUUGAGUAGAGAAAAAAAAAAAACACAAAAGAAACAAAAAAAAGAUAGUAC
Molecule: messenger RNA, 290 nt
Organism: Plasmodium gaboni
Lineage: Eukaryota; Apicomplexa; Aconoidasida; Haemosporida; Plasmodiidae
Exons: 1
Source: RefSeq, a predicted model, not a curated record